Molecule: messenger RNA, 1751 nt
Organism: Glycine soja
Lineage: Eukaryota; Viridiplantae; Streptophyta; Magnoliopsida; Fabales; Fabaceae
Product: UDP-glycosyltransferase 79B30-like
Exons: 1
Coding region: 136-1572 (478 amino acids)
Molecular function (GO): UDP-glycosyltransferase activity
Source: RefSeq, a predicted model, not a curated record
UCUUCUUUUAUCUUAGAUAACUCAAGAAAAAAACAUUGUUCACAUAAGAACGGGAAGUGGGGACGGAAAGUUGACAAAUGGCGUAGCUACACGAGCUAUAUAUGGACAACGGUGCCUCGUACCCGAUAGCAUAACAUGCUCUUAUUCUUCGUUCAGAGACAAACAACAACAAAAACUGAAGCAGCCAUGGAUUCCGCAAGUGCAGCUCCUUUGCACGUAGCAAUAUUUCCAUGGUUUGCCAUGGGCCACCUAACCCCAAUUCUUCACCUCUCCAACAAGCUUGCACAGAGAGGCCACAGAAUCUCCUUCAUAGUCCCCAAAAGAACACAAACCAAACUACAACACCUCAAUCUUCACCCUCACCUCAUCACCUUUGUCCCCAUCACUGUUCCUCGAGUUGAUGGUCUUCCUCAAGAUGCUGAAACCACUUCAGACAUACCCUUCUCUUUGUUCCCACUUCUCGCCACGGCUUUGGACCGCACCGAGAAAGACAUCGAACUUCUCCUAAGGGAACUGAAACCACAAUUUGUUUUCUUCGAUUUCCAACAUUGGCUGCCCAACCUGACUCGAAGCCUAGGCAUCAAGAGUGUCGCGUAUUUCAUAGUUAAUCCGUUAUCAAUAGCGUAUCUCGGAAACGGACCAAGACAGAGCCAAGGAAGAGAAUUAACUGAAGUUGAUUUUAUGGAACCCCCUCAGGGGUUCCCUGAUGAUGCAUGCAUAAAGUUUCAGCCACAUGAACUUCGGUUCCUCGUUUCCACAAGGAAACUCGAGUUUGGAAGCGGCGUUUUUCUGUACGAUCGGCUGCACACCAGUACAUGCUUGGCAGAUGCAAUUGGAUUCAAAGGUUGCAGAGAAAUUGAAGGGCCAUAUGCGGAGUAUCUUGAAACUGUGUAUGGGAAGCCCGUUUUACUUUCAGGGCCUCUUUUACCUGAGCCACCAAACACUACUUUGGAGGAAAAAUGGGUUGCAUGGCUUGGGAGAUUCAAACCUGGUUCUGUUAUUUUCUGUGCAUAUGGAAGCGAAAGCCCGUUACCGCAAAAUCAGUUUCAAGAGUUGUUGCUUGGUCUUGAACUUACAGGUUUUCCGUUUCUUGCAGCACUUAAGCCUCCUAAUGGGUUUGUUUCUAUCGAAGAAGCUUUGCCAGAAGGGUUCAGUGAAAGGGUUAAAGGAAGAGGGGUUGCAUGUGGAGGUUGGGUGCAGCAACAAUUGAUCUUAGAACACCCUUCUGUUGGGUGUUUCAUAACACACUGUGGAGCUGCUUCUGUGACAGAGGCACUUGUGAAUAAGUGUCAGUUGGUGUUCUUACCUAGGUUGGGUGCUGAUCAUGUCAUAAAUGCAAGAAUGUUUAGUAAAAAGUUGAAGGUUGGGGUGGAAGUAGAGAAAGGUGAUGAAGAUGGGUUGUUCACAAAAGAAAGUGUAUGCAAAGCUGUGAAAACUGUGAUGGAAGAUGGGAAUGAGGUUGGAAGAAAAGUGAGAGAAAAUCAUGCCAAACUGAGGAACUUCUUACUAAGCGACAGUUUAGAGUCGACGUGUGUUGAUGGUUUCUGUCAACAACUUCAAGAUUUGUUAUAAUUUCUGAGCUUUAAAGUUUGAAUGAUCCACGAGUUUCUCAGUUGUUUACAAAUAAAUAUAUGUUCAACGAAUGUUGUGCAUUGAGGAAUAGAAAUCAGUUUUAUUUAAUAGCAGUGAGUAAUGCGUUAAAUGAACCUUUCAACUAGUUAAUCCAAAUUAAUAUAUUUUUUACCUUUCAA